AUGGCAUUCCAACCAUGGCGUGCUUUACCUGGCAAAGGCGUUCUGUUGCUUCUCAACAUCUUCAGCGCAAUCGCCCUGGUCUAUGAAGGUUACAAUCAAGCUGUCUACGGCGCCGUCUCCGGCACUCCUGGAUUCAUCGCCAUGUCUCAGAUCGGCGAGGGCACUACAGUUACCAAAUCGACAAAACAAGGAGGUCUUGCUGCAGUCUACUAUCUGGGAGCUAUCUUCGGUGGCUUUAUUGGCGGCUGGUUUGGUGACAAGUAUGGUCGAAAGAAGGGAACAUUUGUCGGAUCUGUCCUGUCGUUGAUCGGGUCUGCCAUGCAGUGUGGGUCCGUCAAUGCCGAUAUGUUCAUCGUCGCAAGAAUCAUUUCUGGUCUCGGCAUCGGCUUCAUCAACGUCUUGAUUCCGUCAUGGGUUUCGGAGCUGUCAGAAGCACAUGAUCGAGGCUCGACGUUCUCCCUUGUUUUUGUUGCCAAUUUUCUGGGAAUUUUCCUCGCUAACUGGAUCAACUUUGGCAUUCGAAACGCAGGCAUCGAGUUCAGAUGGCGAUUCCCCCUCGGCUUCAUGUGUAUUCCAAUGCUUAUGGUCGCCUUUGCGAUCUUUUUUGUUCCCGAGUCUCCUCGAUGGCUCAUGGCUAAUCAUAGAAGAGAAGGUGCCGUUGAUAUUUUGUGCAAGAUCAGAGGUGACAAGCACCCAAGCGAUCCUGCCAUUCAUGAAGAAUUGGAAUUACUCCAAGCUAUCGUUGAAGCAUCGCAUCACAAGCGAAACAACUAUGUCAACAUCACUCUUGGUGGCCGAUACUCCGGCAAGCUUCACCUUGGACGACGUGCAGUCCUAGGUCUGGCACUGCAGCAAAUUCAGCAGUGGACUGGUAUCUUGGUCAUGGUUUCCUGGGCUGCUAAAGUCUUUGAGCUUGCAGGUUUCAGCACAUACAAGGCAUCUUGGUUGUCUGGACUUCUGAAUACCUUUGGUGUGAUUGGCACUGCUGCUGCAGCACUUGUCAUUGAUAGAAUUGGACGACGAAACUCGCUUCAAGUCUCAUUCGCCAUCCAAGGUAUCUCGUUGUUCCUGGUUGCAGCUCUCAUCAAGACUUCUCAAGAUCGAGUCUUCACAAAUCCAGGUCAAUCGCAAACACUCGGAACAGCGGCCUCAGCGUUCACCUUUACCUUUGUCUUCUUCUUCUGUAUGUUCAAUAUCGUCCCUUGCUGGAUUUACGGGACCGAGAUCUGGCCUCAAGAAGUUCGAGCCAAAGGAUAUUCCUACACCAUUCUGGGUUGGGCUAUCGGCUGCGCUCGCGUCGGCCUUGAAGAGGUCGAUCUUCUCUUCGCUAGCGACAGUCUUCUGGUGAAGGACAAUGUGCUAGAGCACGAUCGUCGAGUUGCUGCCGCCGGUGGAAACGUUGCUGUCGCUGCUCGGAAGUUGCUCGAUGAGGUCAACGGUGAGACUCAUCUUGAUCCGCGAAGAGUCUCGGUCGACCAUGAGACUGGUCUGAACAAGAUAGGACCGGACACAAAUCACGUAGAGCUGGAGAAAGAGAAGGCUGACUCGUUGUAG
Molecule: messenger RNA, 1554 nt
Organism: Lithohypha guttulata
Lineage: Eukaryota; Fungi; Ascomycota; Eurotiomycetes; Chaetothyriales; Trichomeriaceae
Exons: 2
Coding region: 1-1554 (517 amino acids)
Biological process (GO): transmembrane transport; carbohydrate transport
Cellular component (GO): membrane
Molecular function (GO): carbohydrate:proton symporter activity
Source: RefSeq, a predicted model, not a curated record